CAGGCACCAUGUGUACAGCAGCAGAGGUUGCAUAGUAACGACAGCAGGAAGGCGUCAGCUCUGCCCUCCUUGCUCGCCGCAGAGCGCUGAGAAGAGCGAGAUCUUAUCUCAACUGUCAGAAUGGAUCUUGACAUCCAGUGUGAGGAGUUGAGCCCAUCUAGAUGGACUGAACUUCUGUCCACAAUGAAAUCCUGCAAAACCAUCAGGCUGGAUGACUGCAAUCUCUCCAGCAGUAGCUGUGAGGAUCUCUCCAUCAUCCUCAGUGUGAAUCCGUCCCUCACAGAGCUGAAGCUGAACAACAACGAGCUGGGAGAUGCAGGCUUUGAAAUCUUGUGUAAAGGGCUGCUGACUCCAAGCUGUAGCCUACAGCAGUUAUGGCUGCAAAACUGCAAUCUGACGAGUGCCAGCUGUGAGAUGCUCCGCUCUGUCCUCAGCGCACAGCCGUCCCUGAGAGAGCUGAACGUAGCUGACAACAAACUGGGAACUGCUGGAGUGAAGGUGCUGUGUCAAGGGAUGAUGAACCCCAACUGUAAGCUGCAGAAGCUGCAGCUGGAAUAUUGCGAACUCACAGCUGAUAUUAUGGAAGCUCUCAGUUCUGCUCUGCAAAGCAAUCCCACCCUGAAGGAGCUCAGCCUGAGUAACAACACGCUGGGAGAUACGGCUAUAAAGCAGCUGUGCCAGGCACUGGUGGAGACAAGCUGCAACAUUGAGUUACUACACCUGGAGAACUGUGGCAUAACCAGCGAUAGCUGUCGGGAGAUGAGCAGAGUUCUCAGUAACAAGUCAUCACUGAUAGAUCUCAUCAUGGGGGAUAACAAGAUCGGGGAUUCCGGUAUGGCUUUGCUGUGUGAAGGACUGAUGCAUCCUAACUGCAAAAUCCGGAAGCUAUGGUUAUGGGACUGUGAUAUCACAAGUGCUAGCUGUGAAGGUCUCUCCAGACUCAUCAGUACAAAAGAGACCCUCACAGAGAUGAGUCUGACAGACAAUAACCUGAGAGACUCAGGGAUGGAAAUGCUGUGUGAGGCACUCAAGGAUCCCAGAUCUAAGCUCCAGGAGCUAUGGAUUAAGGAGUGCGGGCUCACGACUGCUUGCUGCAAGGCCAUCAGCUCUGCUCUCAGCAUGAACAAACAGUUGAAAAUACUGAACAUAGCAGAGAACAAGUUGGGAGAUGCAGGUGUUGAAAUCAUAUGUGAAGGGCUGCUACACCCCAACUGCAACAUUCAGUCCCUGUGGCUGUGUAACUGCGAUCUCACGUCAGCCUCCUGUGCAACCUUCGCCACCGUCAUGACCACCAAGCAGUCCCUUACCGAGCUGGACCUGAGCGACAACCCCCUGGAUGAUGAAGGCGUCAGGAAGCUCUGUGACGCUGUGAGGAAUCCCAACUGCUACCUGCAGCAAUUAGUCUUGUACGACAUUUACUGGAGUUCUGAAAUGCAUGAUGAAAUGAGAGCCCUGGAAGAGUCCAAGCCUGAAGUGAAGAUCAUUUCUUGAGUGGUGACUGCCUGCAGAGCAACGUCAAAGCAACGUCCUCUUCUUAAUCUGAACUUUUUCAUACAUAAUGCUAGUUAACUUAAUAGAGAAUUUGCUUGUACCAAAAAAGUUUGUGGAUUCCCUGAGUGGGUGUCCGGGGAGCUGAUCAACCUUCUGUGCAUCUUUGGAUGUACUAACUCUGAGGCUUUGAAAGCGUUUUAGAUUUUCACUGCAGCAUUACUAUCCUUGAAAUAAACAAUUACUGGGCAUCUUUUCUAGAAGUGGGUCUCUACCCUUUAGGAGCUCUUUAAUCCUGUAAUCCCUUCUAGCACAUUAGUCGGGCUUUAAAGAGAUCUUUCCAAAAGCAGGAGAACUUCCUACUGUAUUAUUAGUAGGUGGGGCGUUUGCCAGGCCUCUGGGGAAGGCUCUCGAAAAAAACAAAUGUUUUUUUCAUUUAAAAUGGGGCUCUCCCCUGCCUUUCCCGAGCAGGGUACUUUUAAAAGUGGUGGUGGCCAAGAUACUAGAGAAGAAAGAAAUGAGCAGCUGUUCAAGCUCUGGAACUUUGAAAUUGAUGUCCCUUGAAAAGUGAUUUUCCUGCAAACAAAAGAUGCUGUGUGCAUUUCUGCUGUUAGGGGAAAUGAUUAAAUGGUUUGAUAUGUUUGCUCUGGCAAGAGUGGUUCUACAGAAACUUUAUUAAAGUCUGUUUGCAAAUAA
This is a messenger RNA of Tyto alba (common barn owl), 2184 nucleotides long. RefSeq names its product ribonuclease/angiogenin inhibitor 1 (gene RNH1). The record is from RefSeq and is a predicted model, not a curated record. Gene Ontology annotation, cellular component: cytoplasm. Lineage: Eukaryota; Metazoa; Chordata; Aves; Strigiformes; Tytonidae. The transcript has 10 exons. Bases 121 to 1491 code for a protein of 456 amino acids. Gene Ontology annotation, molecular function: protein binding.